AAUAAAAUAAAAUAAAUAAAAAAUAAAGGUAAAUGAGACAUGACCCUCCUCUAUAAAUUCUCCCUCUCCCUGUUUAGAUUUCCACCAAUCAAAAACAUAAAAACUUCUUGUUGUUGUGUUGUUGCAAAGAGAGCAAAUUUCUCAACAAUCAUGUCUUGUGGGGGGAAUCAAAAUCAACAACAAGGGUUUGAGAUGCCAAGGUAUGUUGUCAAGAAGGUUCUUGCCAAACCUCAACAAGAAGGUGUUGGUGCCAUUGUUAGAAGAAGCAUUGGAAGGAGUGAAUUGAGAAGUUUGGAUCCUUUUCUUAUGUUGGAUGAGUUUUCAGUUUCUCCUCCUGCUGGAUUUCCUGAUCAUCCACACAGAGGAUUUGAAACUGUCACAUAUAUGCUUCAGGGAGCUUUCACUCACCAAGAUUUUUCCGGCCAUAAAGGAACAAUUAACGCCGGGGAUUUACAGUGGAUGACGGCAGGCCGUGGUAUCAUUCACUCUGAAAUGCCGGCCGGCGAAGGUGUGCACAAAGGCUUGCAACUCUGGAUCAAUCUUUCUUCCAAAGACAAAAUGAUCGAACCUCGAUACCAAGAACUACAAAGCAAGGACAUAAGCAGAGUAGAAAAGGAUGGAGUAGAAGUACGAAUCAUCGCCGGAGAAUCAUUUGGAGUCCGGUCACCGGUAUACACAAGAACACCAACAAUGUAUUUAGACUUCACAAUGAAACCAGGAUCACAACUUCAACAACAAAUCCCUGGAACAUGGAAUGCAUUUGUGUAUGUGAUUGAAGGAGAAGGUGUGUUUGGUGUGCCGAAUUCAUCGGCAGCGUCUUCAAUUGCAACAAGCCAUUAUGUUCUUGUGCUUAGCCAUGGAGAUGGUCUUAGUGUAUACAAUAAGGGAACAAAGGCAUUGAGGUUUGUCUUAAUUGGAGGGCAACCAUUGAAUGAGCCAGUGGUUCAGUAUGGACCUUUUGUGAUGAAUACACAGGAUGAGAUUGAACAAACCAUUGAGGACUAUCACUUGUGUAGGAAUGGCUUUGAGAAGGCCAUGCAAUGGAAGUCUCAAUGAAAUGUGGGCUUGGAUUACUUUGAUUUGAAGGGAAUUUUUAGUAUUACUUUUAUAUUGUUUAAAGUUGUUUAAGUGUUUAUGGUUUUGAGAUUAAUGUUAUUUUUUUCCUUUAGUUUAUUUUUUUGAAUUUUUUUGUUUUGUUGUUGUUGUUGUUGUUGAUGAUGUAUGUUGUUGUUGUGGGGUGGUGUUGAUGGUAGUGGUGGGUCUUUUGUUGAAUCAAUUGUGCACACGAAAAAGAGAGGGUGAAAUGGAAGCACUUGUAAGCAA
This is a messenger RNA of Dioscorea cayenensis subsp. rotundata (Guinea yam), 1323 nucleotides long. RefSeq names its product pirin-like protein. The transcript has 7 exons. Lineage: Eukaryota; Viridiplantae; Streptophyta; Magnoliopsida; Dioscoreales; Dioscoreaceae. The record is from RefSeq and is a predicted model, not a curated record. Bases 40 to 1056 code for a protein of 338 amino acids.